UGUCUCUGUCCCUUUAAGAAUCUCAGCCUGUUGCUAGGCUCCCAUUCCCCGGGGAGGGGGUCAGGUGCGUCACCUGUCACCUGUGUGCCCCUGGGACCCUGCCUCUUCCUCCCAGCGCCAUUCAGCAGCACUCCCUCCCUGUCUGCCUCUUUGUUCAGAGCUGAAGAGCUGAUCAUCUGCCGUUGUCUUGGACACCGUCGAACAGGGACCCCACUGGGAAACAUACUACCACCCCCAAGAAUCCCUGAACUCCUGUAUCCUUGGUGACCGGUUACCAUCCCACAGCCUCCAGGGAGUUGCUGUUGGCUUUUGCCAGGUCCCUGGACAGAUCUGGUCCUUCUGGGAGCUGCUAUAAGCGUCUCAGAACCAUGCAGCCCUUCAGCCCCAUCUUCUUCCUUCUCUUUCUCCUUGACGGUCUGAGUUCCAGGGCAGCCCCCUCAUCCUCUAUGCCUGUGGGCUCCGAUCUCCUGGGGAUGCUUCAGCCCUCUGGGAUGCCCAUUGGCGCUCUAAAAAAUCUUACUAGAGACCAAUCUACCCCAGGGUACUCUGCAACCAACCCUCCUGAGCACUCCAGGACCCCGCCCUCAGCAUCCCCUCACAUCUCCAUAAACACCUCAAGGGAGACCCCCAGCCCCAGCCCCUCCCUUUCUCUAGAGUCUCCCAGGCCUGACCAGCUCACCUCAGUAGCAGAAUCCCAGGGUACUCCACAAAUGAGCCCCUCCAAAGCAACACUCACUGAACCUUCUGGGACCCCCAAACCUGACCCAACUGGGAUGUCCCCAUCUGAAUCUCCUGAAACCCCAAAACCUAAUCUCUCCAACGCCUCACUCUCAGAGUCUCCUGAGACUGUGCACGCUGACCCCACACCAACUCUACACCAUGAACCCCCUGAAAUCUCCAAAGGAGAUACCCCCAAACUCUCGCCUGUUGAAGGGUCUAAGAUACCAAGUCCAAGCCCCACCCAACUCCUCAGCUCCAAAUCCCUAGAGACCUAUGGCUCUGGUGCCACCAGAAACCUAGAUUCUGCAUUGCUACUGACCACCCACCCUGACUCUCCCCCACAGUCAGCCUUCCUCACCACCAACUCCAAUCCCACCGAUAUCCCCCAAACACAAUUCCCCACCGCCCCCAACCAAAGUGUAACAGAGAUGGCUACGACCUCUGACUUGGAGACCACCUCUACUCUUCCCACCCAGCCAACACCCUUCAGGGAGGAAGCCACCACUCCCGGUGAGCCGGGCUUGAGUCCCAGCACAGAAGCCCCUGCAGCCACCCACAUUGCCACCCCUAGCCUGUCCACCUCAGAUUCCCUAGGCACCAAAGAGUUUCACAUACCCCAGAACUCAGGCCCUAAAGGGCCAGAUAUCCCUCUUCCCUCCGCACGGAUUGCAGGGCCCCCUGUCCCUCCCGAGCACCCCAAUCAGGUAGCCCCUGCCGUGCCCCAGGCCCCUCAGAGACACAGCCGAGGAGACACAGUCAACACUAUCAUCGUUGUGGAGCGAGUGAAGGAGACCGGAGUGACUCUGGUCAGCCGCCCACGAGGCUCCGUCGGCGGGGCUCUGUGCCUGUUCUUCGCGGGGACAGGGAUGCUGAUCGGCGUCUUCCUCCUGCUGUGGUGCCUCUACCGCCGGGCCUCCAGGCACAGGUCCUUUGCACACCACCGGCUCCGGGACAGCGGAGAGGAACCAGUCUUGCACCUGGACGCCCCGAAGGACCCGCUGGACCUCUACUUCUACGCCCCCGACGCGUGGGUGCCGUCGCACAUCGCCACGCGCCAGCCCCCGCCCACGCCCCCGCUGCCGCCCAAGCUGCCCCCUCCGCCCCGCGGGCCGCAGCGCCUGGAAGCCCUGUCGCCCGCCGCACUGUCCCCCAACUUCGUCUGAGGACCGCGCCGCAGACCCGGCCCCGCGUCAACGCCUAGAGGGGCC
Messenger RNA from Apodemus sylvaticus (European woodmouse), 1928 nucleotides. It is a transcript of the gene Gfy, whose product is annotated as golgi associated olfactory signaling regulator. The record is from RefSeq and is a predicted model, not a curated record. The transcript is spliced from 5 exons. The coding region runs from base 369 to 1883 and encodes 504 amino acids. Lineage: Eukaryota; Metazoa; Chordata; Mammalia; Rodentia; Muridae.